UGAGUAGUGGGUUUUGACGUAGCUGCGCCUAUGUAUUCAAUAAGGAAGUUGGAGAUCCCGGUAGUUCCCCUUUACUACAAGAGAACUAUUACAUAUAUUCGCUCACAACUGAGCACUUGUCCAUCGCAUGUUUAAUCAAAACCGGUCUUUUUUAUUUUUAUAGUUUCCCCCGUUUUGAGGCGAAAUUCAUCCUUAUAUUUUCUGAAAUAACCUAAAAUCCGACAAUGGAUAGUGCUCACCUGACUGAGGACGAAAUGGCUGAAAUAAAGAAGGAAGCCAUAGAGAGGUUGCGGCCAUACCUUGUUGAUAAGAUAAUUGCUGAGCGACACUUCGAUUACUUGCGCUCUAAGAAAAUCCUGACCAGAGAAGACACGGAGGAGAUCAGCUGCAGGACCACAAGAGGGAGACGCACCAGCAAGCUGCUUGACAUCCUUGCAGAAAACCCCCGUGGUUUAGACGUGCUCAUUGAGUCCAUUAAAUGGGGCAGAACGCUUAACUUCAUCAUAGCAAAGAUCACAGAUGAAGUGCAGCGUGUGAAAAAUGAACGACUGGAGGCCCUAAAAGCAGGGUCCUCAGCCAGCUCAGGAUACUCCUGCACAAAGGUAGCCACAAGUGACCUCUCCAAGAUGGACAACAACUAUGACAAGUGCUCCACUAUAUGUUAUCACCCUGAUGGGGAAAGAAGUCCGUCCACCUCUGUCGCUACAGAAUCCUUUAACCUGCGCCAUGGAUCAGGCAGAGGGAAUGAAGCUCUGUCGCCCUGUGGAGGUACUGGCAGCAUGAAUGUGUCAACCACAACAUCAUCAAGCCUGCCCAAACCUGGUGACCCUGGAGCUCCAGCACUUCCCGAGGAGCUGGAGGAGGAGGAGGUCCAGGACAUUGAUACCGGUGUUUGUGGGAGCACAGGAAGCAGCGGAGAUGCCAAUUUCCAGCCGCUACGCUCACGUUCUUUGUCUCCACAAAUACCAUAGCUUUAUUCCAGUAACAGUCUCUUUAUAUAUUUAAAUGUCACAAGUUAAAACGAUGUCAUGGAGUUUGUGACAAUGUUAUUAUACUGUCAGACUUGGGGAGAAGGGUUCCUUCAAGAUCUUUGAAAUAAUAUGUAAAAUAGUAACAGCUGGUUGUUAAUUAACUACUUAAAAGGAAUGGGUAUUUUUGUCAUUUUUGUUUGCUCGAGUACAGAACAGAGAAAUUUACUGAAAACUCUGGGGCGAAAUCAUGAAGCAGUUGCACCACUCUGUGCUAUUUGCCCAGCGCAAUAAACAUUGUGCUAUUACCGCCCAAGGAAAACAGGUGGUAAGGUGAAUUUAAUUUUAAUGAAAUGUUUGUGUACAUUUUAAUUUGCUCAUGGCAGCAGUAAUUUAUCAAACAGUGAAGAAGAGCGUUAAAACCUGGCAUAUGUCCAGAUGCGCUACGUAGUUAAACACACUUUCGGCAUGUUAAAGAGAUGAUUCAGGUGUCUGGAUCACCGUAGUGCAAUGGUGCUGUUCAGACCUGGUAGAGUGUGUCUGAUGCACACAAAUAUGCAGCGCUUUUUACCGGGUGCAAUUCAUUCUUUGUAAAUUCCACUCUCAGUUGUCCCAGUUGAGUGCACUUUUAAACAUUUUGGUCUGUACAUGUUUGUCAGACAGACAUUUUUGACCACAUAUUGCUACGUGGUUCUAAGUGCCUUGCACCAUGGUUAUCGCAUUUUUAAGUUUACAAUAGUUCUUGUAAUCAAACUUUUCAAAACACAUCUUCAGACCCUGUUCAUUUCAGAAUUCUGCUGCUGCCCUGGACAGAAAGUCAUCAUGUUGUGUUAUAAUGUAAAUUGCUGCCUGGCCAAAUGGAAUCCCCCAAAAUGAUGGUUUAAAUAAUAAACCAUCAUUAAAAAAUGAAAUGUUAAAAAUGUUACGUGCCUUUUUGACACUUGCAUACAGUUGUUACUGGAUUUUGAUUAGUGUGUAAAGAUUGAUAUUUUUCUUUUUCUUUUUCUCCCCAAUUUGGAAUGCCCAAUUCCCAGUGCGUUCUAGGUCCUCGUGGUGGCGUAGUGACUGGCCUCAAUCAGGAUGAAUCUCAGUUGCCUCCACGUCUGAGACCAUCAAUCUGCGCAUCUUAUCACGUGGCUUGUUGAGUACGUUACCGCGGAGACGUAACGCGUGUGGAGGCUUCACGUUAUUCUCCGCAGCAUCCAUGCACAACUCGCCACGCGCCCCAUCGAGAGCGAGAACCACAUUAUAGCGAUCAUGAGGAGGUUACCCCAUGUGACUCUACCCUCCCUAGCAACUGGGCCAAUUUGGUUGCUUAGAAGACCAGGCUAGAGUCACUCAGCAUGCCCUGGAUUCGAACUCACGAAUCCAGGGGUGGUAGUCAGCGAAAAUACUCACUGAGCUACCCAGGCCCCCUAGAUUGAUCAUUUCUUAGUAACGUGGUACGCGUGCUCAUCCCUAUUAUUUAACAACUGGUUAAUCACAGAGCCAAUCCAGGAUGAUCUGAGGUAUGUUAGAGUUGCACAAAAGCAUAAUUCCUUUGAAGUCGGGUACACAUUGUACUAUUUAUGGUCCUUAACGAUUGUUGCUUGUCAGACUGUAAAAUAUGACCCCAGUGAGAUCUUUGGCACACUCUGCAACAUUGUGUCAGACUGUAUGAUACACAUUGUAGUCAAAACCUCUGUCCCAAUCGAUAGCGUUUACGGCCCCUGCACACUUGCUACGAAAUCAAAGAAUUAACGGGUGUGAUGUCAUUUAGAACAAAAUCUGGCCAAAAAGUAGGGUUUUUUUUUAGUUGUUUUAUUUAUUUUUUUAUUUUUUAGGUCGUUCAGAACAGCUCACCAGAGCGAACUUUCAGGAAAACUUCUUACCGGCUGCUAAACACCUUCUUACUGCCAUUGGUCCAUAUCAUCGUUAGGUGUUUUUGGUCAACAAAGGGAAUCAAAUCUACUCAAAUACUCUUAAAUGCCCAUUCACUCAUGUGCCAUCUGCAGCUGAAAGCCAUUCACACGUCUGCCCAAAGUAAAGUGUGCCUGUCAUUAUUCUACCCAUUAACACCCAUCUUUGCAGUAGUAUCAGUGUCAUCAUAAACUACAAUAACAGUGUAAUCAGCCCGUAUUAUGGCCAUGUUUUAGCGCAUUAUCGCCAUGAAUGCCAAAGGUAAACAUUACAAACAUUGCCAAAACUUCGUUGGAGGCUAAGAUUUAUCGCAAAGUCAAUUCAUCGCCGUCGGUAAACGUGUCACACUAAGUAAUUAAAGACUGACAGUUUUGCCCUAUCACAAGAAAAAUUGUUUACGAUCCCCACAGUAAGUCUCAGAUGGCAAAAUCCUGGCCAAAUAGUUAAACAUUUAAAAACCCUGUUCCAUUCAGAACGCUGUUGCUGCUGUACCAUUAUGAAGUAAAUUGCUUUCUGACCAAUCGGUUUUGCCGAAAAUGAUGACAAAAUUGUGGCCAAAACCAUACAGUGUGAACGACGCUUAACUCAUGUCACCAUUGGUUGCAUUUAUGUCUUAAAUUUUGUCUUUGACUUUUAGGUUUUUUCAAUGGUCAAGUUUUCAAAUGUCUUUUAUAUCUAAAUAUUUGUAUUUUUAUCUAAAACACCAUUGGGACAUCAGUGCGACAUGGAUGAAACUAUUCUCUUUACUCUGCAGUUGAAAGAGGGUAUCACUGGCCACGUUCACACAGAAACAGAAUGUGCUUCUCUUUCUUGUUUUAUAAUCUUGAAUGUGGUUAUGUUUACACACAAUUUGGUUAUUUAUGAGAGUGACAACUACAUUCUAUAAUCAAACUGACACUCUUAAAUUUCCCUUUGUUAUGGAAGUCACCAUCUUUUAGUCACUGUCAUUAUGGUUACAUGUGUUACUCAAGCUAUUGUGAGAAUAGAAUGCGGGCUUGACUUCAGUUAUAUGCUCAUGUAGACAGUAUUCAAGCCGCUACUGUUAGCUGUUGUAUGAACAGAGCAUUUCUAGGCUCACACCUGUAAGUAAUGUGGUUGUCAAUCUCAAAGUCUGACUGUGGCCAAUGUGAGAACAUUCAAAGUGUCAUUGUGCAAAUGUAAAAAAAGUGAAUAAAAGGAAAUCUAGAAAAUCUAUAAGGAGCAUCUUUUACAAGGGAAGAGUAAAUUAUUUUAUUAAUGGUAAGGUUUUACAUGCAUCAUGUAAAGGCAAGUAGAGAGUGGCACUGGAGUAGCAUAUCAGAAAUGUCUGACUUAGACCACUGUUUUCAGUGGAUAUAUUUUCAUAAUACAGUUUACAUAAUAAUCAAAUCACAAUAUUAAAAAAUGCACAGGCUUUGUUAAUAUAGUGUUUUGUCAACACUGUGUUCCUUAUCGUAAAGUAUUAAAGAACGGGAGUCAUAAAUCUCCUUUUUCAGUCUAACAGUUCUGUAGAAUAGUCUCCUCUUGUGAAAUUUAAUUUACACUAUGUUUACAGUAUCACUUAUUGACUUUGAUCCCACAAAAAUGUAAUAUUUGGGUUUUCAAAUUUGAUGGUCUUUUUUUCUUUGUGGCUAAAUUAAUUACUGUAUAUGCUGGAGAAUGAGAGACUUUACCCCAUCAAGGACAUUAUGGAAAUAUCAUGCUUCAUACUGAUGGCCAUGUGAACUUUAAAUAUUUAAAUAUCCUUUCGAAGGUCCAUAUCCAUCAUCUGCAUAGGACCAUAACUGACAGACUGAAAAAAAAUGACAUUUAUUUUUACACAAUUUUCCUAAAAGUGGUUGUUAAAUUUGUUUAGUUAUCCUACAAUAAAGGCAUAAAAUCA
This is a messenger RNA of Myxocyprinus asiaticus (Chinese sucker), 4728 nucleotides long. Its product is annotated as B-cell lymphoma/leukemia 10-like. Gene Ontology annotation, biological process: adaptive immune response; positive regulation of extrinsic apoptotic signaling pathway; apoptotic process. The coding region runs from base 225 to 971 and encodes 248 amino acids. Lineage: Eukaryota; Metazoa; Chordata; Actinopteri; Cypriniformes; Catostomidae. Gene Ontology annotation, molecular function: protein kinase B binding; kinase activator activity; NF-kappaB binding. The record is from RefSeq and is a predicted model, not a curated record. The transcript has 3 exons. Gene Ontology annotation, cellular component: CBM complex; cytosol.